Molecule: messenger RNA, 498 nt
Organism: Coffea arabica (coffee)
Lineage: Eukaryota; Viridiplantae; Streptophyta; Magnoliopsida; Gentianales; Rubiaceae
Source: RefSeq, a predicted model, not a curated record
AUGGAGGAAUUUGACAUCAAAUUCAACGUGAUGGUUUCCUUAUUCAACUGGAUGCAGAAGAGGAAAUCCUCCGCGACGAAACGUUCCAAGUUCCGUAAAUUCCUCGAUGCUUUUUGCCGGAAACCGGAGGACUAUUUCAGCGCCAUCCGGGGGGUGGCGGGAGGAGGGGGUCGUGCUGGGGAAAGGGCAGGGGGUGGCAGGGGAGGGGGUCGCGCAGGGGAGGUAGCAGGAGAAACUGGGGAAAGGGCAGGAGAGGUGGCAGGGGGAGGGGGUCGCGCUGGCAGAGAAAAGGGCAGGGGAAGUGGCGGGAGAAGCUGGGAAAAGGCAGGGGUGGCGGGGGGAGGGGGUCAUGCUGGCAGAGGAAAGGGCAGGGGGUGGCAGGGGGAAAGGGCAGGGGGUGGCGGGGGGGAGGGGGUCACGGUCGCAGAGGGGAGGUGGCGAGAGGAGAAGGGGAAAGGGAGGAGAGGGGUGGCGGGCGUAAGUGCUGCUGGGAGGUAA